UGCCGGGGCGCGGGGCCGCGGGAUGGAGCCGGAGGCGCGGGGCGGCGGCGCGCGGCCAAGGGCUGCUUGCGGGCCGCGCGGCUGAGCGGGCCCCGCCGAGGGGCCCCGGGCCCUCAGACCAGCGUGGAGGCGGCGCCCAGGAAGUGUAUCACCUUCAGGAGAUGGCCUCUUCUAAGUCUUUGAUGAACCUUCUAACCUUCACUUUUGGAUCAGCAAUAGGAUUUUUCGUAUGCUAUCUUCUGUUCAGCAUUAUUCUAGAAGAACAGGUUAAGAUCCAGCCUCAUAUCCUUCACAAUGAUCCACAUGGUCAACACUCGGCAGAUACCGAUAACAAUCAGCUGCAAGGACAAAUGAAUUUCAAUGCAGACUCUGGACAGCAUAAAGAUGAGAAUAAAAAUAUUGCAGAAGGACUAUAUCAGAAAGUAAAAAUACUGUGUUGGGUUAUGACUGGACCUCAAAAUCUAGAAAAGAAAGCCAAGCACGUUAAGGCCACUUGGGCCCAACGUUGUAAUAAAAUACUUUUUAUGAGCUCUGAGGAAAAUAAAGACUUCCCAACUGUGGGCCUAGAAACCAAAGAAGGCAGAGACCAACUGUACUGGAAGACUAUUAAAGCUUUUCAAUAUGUAUAUGACCAUUAUUUUGAUGAUGCUGAUUGGUUUAUGAAAGCAGAUGAUGAUACAUACGUUAUAUUGGACAAUUUGAGAUGGCUUCUUUCAAAAUACAAUCCUGAACAACCAAUAUACUUUGGAAGAAGGUUUAAGCCUUACGUUAAACAGGGCUACAUGAGUGGAGGAGCUGGAUAUGUUCUAAGCAAAGAAGCUCUGAAGAGAUUUGUUACUGCAUUUAAAACAAACAAAUGCUCUCACAGUUCCUCUAUUGAAGACCUAGCACUAGGAAAAUGCAUGGAGAUCAUUAAUGUGGAAGCAGGAGAUUCUAGGGAUACAAGUGGUAGGGAAACUUUUCAUCCCUUCGUUCCAGAACAUCACUUAAUCAGAGGAUACCUACCAAAAACAUUCUGGUACUGGAAUUAUAAUUAUUAUCCUGCUGUAGAGGGUCCUGGGUGCUGCUCCGAUCUAGCAGUUUCAUUCCACUAUGUUGAUUCCGUGACUAUGUAUCAUUUGGAAUAUUUGAUUUAUCAUCUCCGUCCCUAUGGGUAUUUGUAUCGGUACAAUCCUGAUUUGGCGAAGAAUCCAGAAGAUCAGAGCAAAAAUGAAGCACUGGAAGGUAUUGAAAAGCUAAAGCAAAAAAUUUCUGAGAAGUAAUUGGACUUCAAAGAAAACUAAAAGAAGCCAGUGCAAUGAAUAAGAGUCUCCUCAAACUCCUCCUGCAUGAAGCUUUUGGACUAAAAUUACUCAUGGUGAUUCUUAAUUCAAAAAUCAUGUUGGCAGUACUUCCUGUCACUGUCUGUAUACAACAGAGUCUGGUGCUGGCUCUGACUGUUCCGGAUAGUGUGAUCUUGUGGCCCUACUCAUGAAGAUUUGGGGCCCCAAAGCUGUGAAGUAGAAGGUUGUUCUUGUACGCUAAUCUGGAAGAAUUUGUGUAAAAAACAUAGUUGGUGGGUUCAAAAAUAAUCAUGCGGUACUUCUGUUCCUUUUUCUGUUCUCCUCUGUUGCCUUCCAGAUGUUCUGUUAGGUCAGUUCUGAUACUAGAAACUGGAUGCUGCAUUGUCAAAUACUUCGUGAUGGCUUUCUCUAGUAUUCUUGAUAUCUUGAAGUUGCUUUGUGUACCUUGCCCUACAAGAAAGGGAGAGGUGUGAAAAUAGAAUCUCAAGUCUGCUUUGCCUUAAUGACAGACUGGUUAUUAUAAAUAGGCAGAGAUCCACCCAAAAGAUUAAUCUGAAUUAUUUCAGUAAUUGAAAUCACUGCUAUGAAUUAUUUUAAAAAUUUUUAAGUCUCUGUUGCAUAAAACAAUAUGAAGUUGGAUCACUACUGUUUUAGGGAGAAACACAGAAAUAGUUACUAUUGUUUAAAUUGCUGAGGUGAUACAAGCUGCUUACAUAUUUGCCUGUGGGUUCUCUUUGGGUUUUUUUUAUAUUAACUUAUGCUUUUGGUUGAAUGGAUAUAAAAUUUCAUCUGAGACUUUCUCAGCAUGAAAUAAAGCAGGUGCUUUUUGAAGUAGAAGUCUCUCUUCCAUCAUACUUUCCAUGUAAAUCAGAAAGAAUAGUAUCUUAGCAAAGUUACAGUAGCAUUAUAAAAAUUUGGUUUCAGCCAGCGUUAUAAUUAGUUUGUUUCCAUGAAAAUUUCACAUUGCUAUACAAACAAGUCCCUUUUUAAAACUGCAACAAAGCCAAUUUGACUGCUUCCCUACACAUCUACUUUAUUUGGCUAAAGUACUUAAUUUUAUUUUUCUGAAUAUAUUUUUCCUCCCACUUUUAACAUUUGUUCUGUAUCUGCUUCUUGUUAACUUUUUCAGAACAAAGUUUUGAAUGAUCCUUAUUUCACUCUUUUUGAAGCUGAAGUGUAUAGUUCUUUGGGUAGACCAGACUGAAUGCAGGAAUCUUUCAAAGUGCAUUAACUUUCUCCACUACUUGAUGUGUAUCUCUAGCUCUUAACAGAAAACACUUUUCCUGGUGUAGGACAAAAUAAGUAUUUCAUUACUGAGAAAUUUGCAGAGGCCAAACCUAUGUUUUACAUAGCUAAUUUAAAACUUUCUGAUUUUCUCUCUUUCAGAUUGAGUGAAUAGAAGUGUGGGGGACGGGGUUAGGCUUGUCAUGUAUGUCUUUAUUCCACACUUGAGCAAAUGUUUCUUCAUUUUUUUUUAUCACUUUUCAACCUUCAUCAUAUUGAUGAAUUUGGACAUAACCUAAUUACCUCCAGUCAUUGUUUUGCAAAGGGCACAUACUGGUAGCAGACAGCCUUAUUUACUACUGCUGUCCUUCAGGAUGUUUCUGGAAGAAUAUGUUACUAUAAAGUACUGGAAUUUUUUUCCAAAGGUAGCGCUUGUAGAGGUUGGGGGUUAUAUCUGUUGUCCAACAGUAAAGAGUCAUGCUUUCCUUUCUGACCAUUGCUCUGCAGCAUGAUGGUGAUUACUGAUAAUUCUCAUGCAGUUGAAAUAUUAUAUGUGUCUUCUCUGCCUGAAUAUAGGCUGGGUUCAUAUAUGAAGUAUUAGUUAAACAAUUAGUUCCUGCAGGGUUAAAUCUGUUGGUCUUUUAUGAGCAUGACUGCCUCUGAAGUACUGAAAGGGACACGAGCUUUAUUCUAUGUUAGUUCACUUAAGCAGAAAAUUAUAACUGUAUUUGUUUAAAAAAGGAAAAAGUCUCCAGGUUGGUCUAAUAGAGGGAUGUUUCUCCAGAGGAGAAUGGAAGGUGCCGUGCUGGGAGGUGCUUCCUUCUGUGAGCUAGUUGCUUAUCCCAUGUGCAGCACAAACCAAUAAUAUUGCAAAAUCCAUAUCAUAUUGAUAACUCCAGUGGCAUUGUUCAACAUGCACUUAAAAUUUCCCAGAAUAUUUAUGGAAGUUAUAAAAUGAAAUCAGGAUCCCAACUCAAUCUCUUUGUAAAUUCAGCC
Molecule: messenger RNA, 3503 nt
Organism: Cuculus canorus (common cuckoo)
Lineage: Eukaryota; Metazoa; Chordata; Aves; Cuculiformes; Cuculidae
Gene: C1GALT1
Product: core 1 synthase, glycoprotein-N-acetylgalactosamine 3-beta-galactosyltransferase 1
Exons: 4
Coding region: 162-1262 (366 amino acids)
Cellular component (GO): membrane
Molecular function (GO): N-acetylgalactosaminide beta-1,3-galactosyltransferase activity
Source: RefSeq, a predicted model, not a curated record